This is a messenger RNA of Xenopus tropicalis (tropical clawed frog), 2899 nucleotides long. RefSeq names its product sorting nexin family member 21 (gene snx21). Gene Ontology annotation, cellular component: early endosome membrane. The record is from RefSeq and is a predicted model, not a curated record. Gene Ontology annotation, molecular function: phosphatidylinositol binding. Gene Ontology annotation, biological process: protein transport. Lineage: Eukaryota; Metazoa; Chordata; Amphibia; Anura; Pipidae. Bases 263 to 1318 code for a protein of 351 amino acids. The transcript is spliced from 4 exons.
CGUUUUCAAUUAUGGGUUUGUGUAACAUAGGUGUAGAGGUGCGAGUUGCAGGAAAUUCCAAAAGGUCCCAUUAUGCCAGCAUUGUGAGUUGUAGUUCUGCUGUAAACUGUUAUAACGCCACAGUCCCAAUUCAGUUGUAUCAAGCUUUGUGAUACGUAGCCUUAAUUCUAUUGACUGAGCCGACUGAGAUUGCAUUACAUAGUGUUAAAUAUAGGAAUGUGCAUGGACGUUACCAAGUUUGGAAGCUACGUGGGGGUGGUGGAUGGCCUCCAAACUUCUUCAGAGGUUACGGUCAACACCUUUAAAGGAGGAGAGAGGUCCUGGUCCCCCAGAUGAACCACCAGAGAGUGCUGAGCUAGUGGAUGACACAGAGGGACUGUCUCUUCGACUGAGUGGCACUCUCAGCCUAAGUGAAGACAGCCUUGCCUCCCAAGAGAGCGAUGGAAUGGGUACCAGUUAUUUGGGAUCAGAUGGGCAUGGAGAAAGCAAAUCCCAGGAUGAAAAUAGUUCAUAUACAUUACUGACCAAGCAGCUAAGAGAAAUGUGGGAACGUUCCCAGAAUGUGCGUAUCCCCAUAAGGCUGACUUUUGAAGUGACAGAUGCAAAUAUUGUGCAAGAUGCCCAUGCCAAGUAUGUGUUAUACACCAUCUACUUGUUGCAAACUGGCCAGUAUGAUCCUUCUCCUGCCUACAUCUCCUGCCGAUAUUCUGACCUAUAUCAUCUAAAGAGGCGCCUACUUGCACUUUUCCCUUCAGAAAUGCGAGGGGUUUCCUUUCCUUGCAAACGUGUACGCAAAAACUUCACUCCUGAGACGAUUGCAAAGCGCAGCCGUGCCUUUGAGCAGUUCCUCUGCCACGUGGCUUCUCUGCCUGCCCUACGCGCAUCAUCUGCAUUCCUUAACUUUUUUUACCUUAGAGAUAUACAGAAGGCACAGGCGCUGACCUGCGCAGGACUCUACAAACUAGCACUUCCCAUCUGGACCAACAGUUGGCGUCUACAAGAAAAGCUGUGCCCCUCUGGGCCCUCUACACAUAGAUUGCUGGUGCUAGCAGGACUGGUGGUUUGCCAUCAGGAGCUGGAUACACUGGAAGAGGCUCAGGCAUUCAGUGAACGGGCUGUAGCUUUAUUGCAGGAUGCACAGGACAAGCACAUUUCUUUGCUGGUGCCCUUUCUUAAUGCACAUAUCCAGCUGUCAUGGAGAGUGGGUAUAGACAAGAGAGAGUCUGAAGCUUUAUUACAGAGGCUGCAGGAAACUGGGCACUACAAUCAUAAUGUGCCCAGUCUUAAGGAGUUUCUUGUUAAAGAGACAAUCAGUUGAUGAGGCAAUGUCACUAAGGCAAACAGAGGAGCCAUCAUUAUCUAGUGGCAACAUUUGCAGUUAACACCUCUGGUUUUGAGGUUCAAAAACACCACUAUGCUAGUAAUCUGUUAGAAAUAAUCAUUUAUUUAUUUUACAGUUCAUACAAUUAGCAUAAAUUAUUUACAAGUCAGUUAAUUAAUGUUUAGUGCCAGAACAGACGUGGGGGAUCUCCAGGAAACUUGAUUUUGUUUCUGUCAAAAGUACAGUGGAUUUUGUGCUUACAACUUGCUUUGUGAUUGAUCUUUCCGCACACGGAAAACUCCUUCCUGGGCGCAUGUGACAGCCAGAACACCGUCUCUGCGCCACAGACGACCUUGAACAAGCCCACGACUGUUCCCUGUAUGGACCAAUAAACUAUUACAGACUGUAAAACAAAACUUUAGGCAUACUCUGUUGUGUAGAACAGUUAUAUAAUAUAACAGGCAGCACAUAAUUAGGGAAUGUUGGCCUGUUGCCCUGAAGCUGUUCCUGAAGGACAAAUUCAAAAUGUAACUAAACAAAUUGUAACUAAAUUGUAUGACCACAGGGGCUUUUUGAUCUUAUUCAGACAGUCCUCUCUGCUUUCUUUUAAUUUAGUCAAAUUGAAUUGCUCCUUAAAAACUUAGCAAAAAACUUGGGGUUGUACCUGUUGUCUAUUGUGAGUGGGAUGCUGACAACGUCAGACAUCUUCGUUAGAUACAGACAGGUGCAUAAUGUUAUAUUUUUGAUAAUUUGAUGCUGGUAACCACAGGUACACAGCAAAAUGAAGAGUAUACCUUCAGCCUAAAUUAUCCACCUGAUGAUGCUGAAUGCUACCAAUAUUCUCUGUAUAAACAUUUGUGUAAACAUUGUUUAGAAGGUGUAGUCCUUAAAACACACUAUGAUCUUUUAUUCUUCUACAUCAGUGCUGUCCAACUAGCGGCCCACGCCACCCCCCCCCCGUGUGGUUUUGCUGCACUACCACCAUUGUGAUAAAAUGGGUGUGGUUUGAAGUGGGUGUGGUUUAAAGGGGGGAGUGGUCAAAACUGGCUUCCAUUAGCGGCCCUCCACCAUGUAUGUGAGAGAAAUUCCGGGCCUCGGCACCGCAGAAGUUGGACAGCACUGUUCUACAUAAUCCCACCUAGAAUUUAACAAUGCUAAAUUGCUCUCUGUUAUUGAAUUGUGAACAAAUAUUUUAUUACCAGCUCCCCUAAACUUACCAGCCCAGUGGCUCUCGCACUCAUAGAGCAUCCAUUCAUCAGCCCUGAAGGGUGAGUGGAACCACAUGGAGUGGUCAAGAGAUGCCAUAAAUUGCAUGCGGUACUGCAGAUAGGGAAGCAAAGCUGUGCCAAGAAAGGAGUAGUCUGAGAUAUAUGCAGCUACACAGCAGUGCAGCCGCAUAUCUCCAGGGCCUAAAGGUUUCAAUAAAAAAAGGGGAAGGAAAAACACAGGACAAUAAGGGAAACAUCAGUAUUUUUAAUUAAAAAAUUCACCUUUUUAUACCACUAUUUUUUCAGUAUUUACAGGUUGUAACAUUUAUAUUCAGGCCAAAGCUCCAAUAAAGAACUAUUUUAAGACUCA